UUCAAUCCGCUAAAUAGAAGAAAACAGGGUUGCCAAAAUCCCCACCGCCCUCGAGGCACUUCGAACCAUAGAUAACAUAUAUUUCCGUUUUUCUUUUAACAGCAUCUUAUUCUAUGAGUCCUUUAAAUUUUGUUCGAAAAAAACGUUUAAAUCCUUUUUACAGUCAAAAUGGUUACCGUACGCUGCGAGAUUUGCUGUUUUCGCUUACGAAUGAAAAGGAGUUUAAUUUUUCAUUAUAUUACUCAGCAUUCAAAGAUCCAAUUAGCGAGACAACUAAUUAAAGUUUGCGCGUCGCCGGUAUUUCGCAAACGGUCGAAAUUUAGGCGAGGCAGCAGGCCAUGUUUACCGAAAUUAAAAAAUCAGAUUUGUUCGAACGAAAUCGUAACUAGGGACGACAAAAGCAGCGUCGACUUGGAUUUCUCGUUUGACGAGACUUCUUGGGAGUCGAAGGAGAAUCAAUCUGUGCCCAACUGUCUCAAAAACGUUUCAACAAGACUUGAUGUAGAAGAUAAAGCGAAUGUAAAUAUGAAACCUGUAUCUACCUCACCGUCUGCAUCUUCGGAGAGCAGCGGCAUGAAAGCAGUACCUAACAAAAGGAAAAUAAAAAAGAAGAAGCCUGUAAAAUGUAGGGGCAAACACUACCAAAUUAUCACCAAGCGGAAGGAAAGAUUGGAUGAGAAAAAUGGCAAAUUUUACAUUUGCAAUGGGCGAGAUAUCAAUAUUGUAGCGUCAGACACUGAAUCUGCUUCUGAAACCGGACAGGUGUUUUUUAUCGCUCCUUGCUUGGACGCGGUAGUUUUUUGCAACAAAUGCGGAAACGGUUACAACUCCAAAUCUGCUCUCGACAAACAUAUGAAAAUCCACGAGACGCAGUGCCGGGUGUGCAACGAAUUCUUCCCUAACGAACAGUCUUUUAAAGAGCACAUCCAGAAUCACAUUUUCAAAGCGUACGUGUGCCACGCGUGCAAUUUUGAGUUUCCCACGAGAGAAAUGCUCCGGAAGCACUUUGAGUGCCACGUCGAGGAGUCGCUGCUGGAAACGGUGCUGGAUAUGGAAGAGGAGUACGUCAUAAGCCGAACAAGGCUCAUCGAUCCAAGUUACAGGGUCAGCAUCGACAACAUUAUGCGUUUUUUGAAGGAUUUAUAAA
Molecule: messenger RNA, 1147 nt
Organism: Cylas formicarius (sweet potato weevil)
Lineage: Eukaryota; Metazoa; Arthropoda; Insecta; Coleoptera; Brentidae
Product: zinc finger protein 502-like
Exons: 2
Coding region: 169-1146 (325 amino acids)
Biological process (GO): regulation of transcription by RNA polymerase II
Cellular component (GO): nucleus
Molecular function (GO): RNA polymerase II transcription regulatory region sequence-specific DNA binding; DNA-binding transcription factor activity, RNA polymerase II-specific
Source: RefSeq, a predicted model, not a curated record